Molecule: messenger RNA, 1550 nt
Organism: Drosophila erecta
Lineage: Eukaryota; Metazoa; Arthropoda; Insecta; Diptera; Drosophilidae
Gene: Gr39b
Product: putative gustatory receptor 39b
Exons: 3
Coding region: 194-1303 (369 amino acids)
Biological process (GO): sensory perception of taste
Cellular component (GO): dendrite; neuronal cell body; membrane
Source: RefSeq, a predicted model, not a curated record
AUUAUUCUCUGAUUGAAGAAAAACUUUAAAAAGGUGGAUUUCUUAAUGGUAAGCUAUGGCGGAACAAUAUUGAUUGAGAAGCAAAGUUAUCUGAUUAAUUAGCAAAUUACUUGCUCAUAGUGCCAUCGAGUGGUAGUAGUUAAAUAUUCUGGGUAUUAUGUCAUUAUAGCCAGUAUAUUUUCAACCGUACGGCAUGCUCUAUUCCCUUCAUACGUACCUCAAAUACUUUGCCCUGCUGGGGCUUGUGCCUUGGUCAGAGAAUUGUGCUCAAUCUCAGUUCGUACAGAAAUUGUACUCAGCAUUCUUAAUUAUUUUAAAUGCAGUUAGUUUCGGAAUUUCUAUUAAUUUUCCACAAAAUUCAGAACUAUUUCUCUCUCUUAUGGUCAACGUGAUUGUUUUCGUAGCUAAGAUUGUGUGCGUUACUGUCAUUAUACUGCAGAUGAUGGUUCACUACGAUGACUACUUCAGGUUCUGUAUGGAGAUAAAGUGCUUGGGACUUCGACUGCAGUGCGAACUUAAGAUACAUGUAGGGCAGUUAAAGUGGCAGUCGUAUGCGAAAAUUCUAGCACUCGGUAUUGGAUUUUUGGUGACGGUAUUGCCCUCCAUCUAUGUUGCUCUAAGCGGAAGCCUCCUCUACUUUUGGUCCUCUCUCUUAUUAAUCCUUAUUAUAAGGAUGCAAUUCGUAUUGAUGCUUUUGUACGUAGAUUUGUUGGGUCACCACGUAAGUCUGUUAGGUAAACGACUCCAAAACGUACUUGAGUGUCAUCUGAUGGGCGCCAACUGCAGUUUGGACGGUAAUGCCAAUCGGCUUUGCUCCCUAGAUUUUCUGCUAGCACUUAAACAGUGUCAUAUGGAACUUUAUCAUCUGUUCACACACUUCAACGAUCUCUUUGGCUGGUCCAUACUUGGUACCUACGUGGUUCUGUUUUCAGAUAGUACCGUCAAUGUAUACUGGACCCAGCAAGUUCUGGCUGAGGUCUAUGAAUACAAGUACCUUUAUGCCACAUUUUCCGUUUUUGUACCCUCAUUCGUCAACAUCUUGGUGUUUUGCCGUUGUGGAGAGUUUUGCCAACGACAGAGUGUCUUGAUUGGAAGUUACUUAAGGAACUUGUCUUGCCAUCCCACGAUCGGAAGAGAAACCUCUUAUAAAGAUCUGCUGACAGAGUUUAUCAUGCAAGUGGAGCAAAAUUUAUUGGCUAUCAAUGCUGAGGGCUUUAUGAACACUAAUAACUCCCUUCUAAUGUCGAUUUUGGCUGCGAAAGUGACCUAUUUAAUCGUUCUUAUGCAAUUCAGUGCAGUGUAGCAAUUGCUGCACCCAUUGAGCUUAUUAGCACAAUACGGGAUUCAUUUCCUCGGCGCAUUAUAUUGUUUAUGGUUGAUCUAGCAUAAUGAAGACAAAAUACUUGCAUUAACAAAAUACAUUUAAUCACCGACAAUAAAUUAUCAGCAUUAAGACUGGUAUGAGUUAAGUGCAACCGGGCCAGAAGAAGAAACCUGAUAAGAACAAGUUUCAAAACUGAAUACUUUUCGAUUCUGAAAUUAUGGGGCUA